This is a messenger RNA of Parascedosporium putredinis, 2079 nucleotides long. The record is from the annotation of a GenBank genome assembly. NCBI's taxonomy places the organism in Eukaryota, Fungi, Ascomycota, Sordariomycetes, Microascales, Microascaceae.
AUGGCAGAUCCGCCCAUCGAUCCCCUCGAGGGCUUACAUUAUAUAUAUCCCGCCUUCAUCUUCACGUACUUCAUGGUAUCCACCAUCGUAUCCGUAUGUCGCGAGGACGUCAUUGUCGGCUGGCUCUCAUGCUUUAUGGUGUUUGGUAUCCAAACAGCUUCCCUAGCGAAGACUGAACACCCUGUAUGGUACCCUCUUUGCGGCUCCUGGAUCAUUGCAACUCUUUUCGAAGUGCUUUUGGCCACAUUUUACUUCAUCUAUCCUCACAAGCUUCUGUCCGGACUACCGUCAUUCCUCUACGUGGGCUUUUCGUCUUUCCGCGCUGUCCUUUUCGUUGCCUUGGCACUCACAUACUUCCUGCGACGCGAUAGUCCAGAUUCUACGGACAUAAGCGACGAAGAGUCACAACCCCUGCUUGCGGAAGAUAAUGUUAACAACGAGGCUCAGGCUUCUGCUAAUGGCCAGGCCGGGAGUCAAAACCAAACAUCUGGCUACGGAGCCACCCAAGCGAGCAAGGUAGCAGCGAAUAAACAGCCCGUGGAACUUCCAUACGAGAGACGGCUGAGAGAAGGCCGAGAGAAGAUGGAAAAGCGGCUUCAAGAGGAUGGCAACUGGUUCACCUACAUCAAAAGUUUGCUAAUCUACUUCCCACUAGAGUACUACUCGCGGGACGCCUUGAUAACUGCAGCCUAUCGCCACAUCCUCAGCCUCUCCGCCGAUUUCCAUGAUUCGCAGAGCACUUCGGACACAAUUUUGGCCAUACGGGGCGGCGAAACCAUUUCCUCAAUGGUCGAUAAACUGGCAUUUUCGGCCUUCCCGCGUAUUGUAGAUCUUAUCAUUGCCAUCAUCUACCUGUCUCUCAAGUUUGGUCCGUACGAAGGUUUCAUCACCAUCUCAACCGCGGUCUGCUAUCUACACGUUGCGGGAAUCCUUGUGGAUGGUAUGAAGGAAGCUCGACGGGAUCAAGUGGCAUCAUACUACGAUAAGAACAACCUCCUUCAAACGGGAGUGGAAGGCUGGCAUACCGUGACUGCCUUCAAUCAAACUGGGUACGAGGACAGCAGGCAUGCCGACGCCGUCCGGACGUACACAGCAAAGACCAAGGUUCUCUACUUCAAAUGGUUCAGCAUCCACGCCCUCCAGUCCCUGGUGCUCCUUGCCGGUCUCCUCUCUGGCUCGUUCCUGGCCGUUGCUCGGAUACAGAAUGGCAAGGCGACUCCGGGUGACUUCACAAUGCUUUUGAUGUACUGGAGCCAACUGACGGGCCCUUUGGUGUUCUUCUCCUCGCUCGGAAAACAAGUCAGCAACGACCUCAUCCAUGCCGAGCGCCUCUUAGACAUGAUGUAUAAGAAGCCAACAAUUACGACUAAGAGGGGAGCUCGACCACUGUUGUAUAGCAAGGGUGAGGUGGAAUUCGACAAUGUCUGCUUUGCUUACGAUAACCGGAAGAACAUCAUUGAUGACUUGACAUUUACCGCCCCAGGAGGCCAGUGCAUCGCCUUCGUUGGCGCGACCGGGGCGGGAAAGUCGACUAUACUCAAACUCCUUAGUCGGCUCUAUGACGUUACAAGCGGCACGAUUAGGGUAGACGGGCAAGAUAUCCGAGAGAUCGAUUUAGAGAGAAAACUUUCGGGAGGCGAACUUCAACGAGUGGCUAUUGCAAGAGCCAUGUUGAAAGACCCGGAUCUCGUGGUUCUUGACGAAGCAACUAGCGCGGUUGAUACCGAUACCGAACACAAGAUUCAGCAAUCUCUCGCCCGGCUUUGCGAAGAGCCAGAAACCGCUGAAGCGGAACUAAGCAAGAUCCACGAGGCGAUGCGAUGUGUGGCAAAAGGACAAGACAGCGAGUCUGAGGGCAGCCAAAAGGAUGAGGAUGCAUCCACUUCUGGGGAAACUAAAUGCGAGCCGACUGAAAUCAAUAUCGCCAUGUACCGCCGCCCCGAGUACUCGCGCCGGGCACAGUCCCGCAGUGAGCCUGGGUUGCGACGAGCCGAGUCAGACGAGGGCCAUGGGGCGCCCGUUUAUAAUACCUUCCAGGGCAAAAGGCACCUUACUUACCUCAUCUCAGACUCGUCGUAA